AUGGUACUUCACGCUGAGGACAAGGUACCUCACACUGAGGACAAGGUACGUCACACUGAGGACAAGGUUCAUCACGCUGAAGACUAGGUACCUCAGACUGAGGACAACGUUCCUCACGCUGAGAAAAAGGUUCCUCACUCUGAGGACAAGGUACGUCACACUGUGCACAAGUUUCCUCACGCUGAGGACAAGGUUCCCCAAGCUGAGGACAAGGUACCUCACACUGAGGACAAGGUACCUCACAUUGAGUACAAGGUUCCUCACGGUGAAGACAAGGUACCUGACACUGAGGACAAGGUACCUCCCGCUGAGGACAAGGUUCCUCACAAUGAGGACAAGGUACCUCAUGAUGAGGACAAGGUACCUCUAUCUAAGGAGAAGUUUCCUUAUGCUUAGCACAAGGUUCCUCAAGCUUAAGACAAGGUAUCUCACACUGAGGACAAGGUAGCUCACACUAAGGACAAGGUUCCUGACGCUGAGCACAACGUUCCUCAAGCUGAGGACAAGGUUCCUCACGAUGAGGACAAAGUAUCUCACACUGAAUACAAGGUAGCUCAAGCUGAGGACAAGGUUCCUGACGCUGAGGACAAAGUUCCUCAAGCUGAGGACAGCCUACCUCACACGUAGGACAAGGUACCUCAUGCUUAGGACAAGGUUCCUCACGCUGAGGACAAGGUUCCUCAAGCUGUGCACAAAGUUCCUCACACUGAAGAUAAGGUACCUCACAAUGAGGACAAGGUUCCUCACUCUGAGGACAAGGUUCGUCACGCUGAGGACAAGGUAUCUCACGCUGAGUACAAGGUUCCUCACGCUGACGACAAGGUUCCUCACGCUGAGGACAAGGUACCUCUCGCUGAGGACAAGGUUCCUCAUGCUGAAGACAAGGUGCCUCACCCUGAGGACAAGGUACCUCACACUCAGGACAAGGUUCCUCAUGCUGAGGACAAGGUUCCUCAAGCUGAGGACAAGCUACCUAACACUGAGGACAAGGUUCCUCAAGCUGAGGACAAAGUUUCUCACGCUGAGGACAAAGUUCCUCACGCUGAGGACAGGGUUCCUCACGCUGAGAACAAGGCACCUCACACUGAGGACAAUGGUCCUCAAGCGGAAGACAGGGUACCUCACACUGAGGACAAGGUACCACACACUGAAGACAAGGUUCCUCAUGCUGAGAAACAAGGUUCCUCAAGCUGAGAACAAGGUACAUCACACUGAGGACGAGGAUCCGCAAGCUGAGGACAAGGUACCUCACGCUGAGAACAGAGUUCUUCACGCUGAGAACAAGGUCCCUCACGUUGCGGACAAGGUUCCACACGCUGAGAACAAGGUUGCUCAAGCUGAGGACAAAGUACCUCACACUGAGGAAAAGGUACUCCACACUGAGUACAAGGUUCCUCACUCUGAGGACAAGGUUCCUGACGGUGAGGACAAGGUUCCUCACGGUGAGGACAAGGUACUCACGUAGAGAACAAGAUUCCUCACGCAGAGGACAAGUUCCUCAAGCUGAGGAAAAGGUACCGCACUCUGAGGACAAGGUUCCUCAAGGUGAGGACAACGUUCUUCAAGUUGACGACAAUGUACCUCACACUGAGGACAAUGUCCCUCCAGCUGAAGACAAGGUAACUCGCACUCUGGACAAGGUUCCUCACGCUGAGGACAAAGUUCCUCACGCUGACGACAAGGUACCUCACACUUAGGAGACGGUACCUCACACUGAGGACAAAGUUCCUCACUCUGAGGACAAGGAUCCUGACGGUAAGGACAAGGUUGCUCGCGCAGAGGACUAGGUUCUCACGGAAAGGACAAGUUUCCCCACGCAGAGGACAAGGUUCCUCACUCUGAGGACAAGGUUCCUCACGCUGAGGACAAGGUACCUCACACAGAGGACAAGGUACCUCACACUGAGGACAAGGUUCCUCGCGCUGAGGACAAGGUUCCUCAAGAUCAGGAGAAAGUACCUCACACUGUGGACAAGGUACCUCACACAGAGGGCAAGGUACCCUACCCUAAGGACAAGGUUCCUCAAGCUGAGGACAAGGUUCCUCACGCUGAGAACAGAGUUCUUCACGCUGAGAACAAGGUCCCUCACGUUGCGGACAAGGUUCCACACGCUGAGAACAAGGUUGCUCAAGCUGAGGACAAAGUACCUCACAUUGAGGAAAAGGUACUCCACACUGAGUACAAGGUUCCUCACUCUGAGGACAAGGUUCCUGACGGUGAGGACAAGGUUCCUCACGCCGAGGACAAGGUACCUCACAUUGAGGACAAGGUUCCUCAAGCUGAGGACAAGGCACCUCUCACUGAUGACAAGGUACCUCACCCUGAGGACAAGGUACCUCACACGGAGGACAAGGUUCCUCACGCUCAGGAGAGGGUUCCUGACGCUGAGGACAAGGUUCCUCACGGUGAGGACAAGGUACCUCACACUUAGGACACGGUACUUCAAGCUGAGGACAAAGCACCUCACACUGAGGACUAGGUACCUCACACUGAGGACAAGGUUCCUCACUCUGGGGACAAGGGUCGUCACGCUGAGGACAAGGUUCCUCACGGUGAGGACAAAGUUCCUCACGCUGAGGAAAAGGUUCCUCAAACUGAGGACAAAGUACCUCACGGUGAGGACAAGGUACCUCACACUGAGGACAAGGUUCCUCACGCUGAGCACAAGGCUUCUCGCGCUGACGACAAGGUUCCUCACGUUGAGAACACGGUUUCUCACGCCGUGGGCAAAGUUUCUCACGCUGAGACCAGGGUACCUCACACUGAGGACAAGGUACGUCAAACCGAGGACAAGGUUCCUCACGCUGAGGACAAGGUUUCUCACGCUGACGACAAGGCUCCCCAAGCUGAGGACAAAAUAACUCGCACUGAGGACAAGGUUCCUUAAGCUGAGGACAAGGUACGUCACACUGAGGACAAGGUACCUCAAGCUGAGGACAAGGUACCUCACACUGAGGACCAGGUCCCUCACGCUGAGGACAAGAUUCCUCACGCUGAGGACAAGGUUCCUCAUGCUGAGGACAAGGUUCUUGAUGGCGAGGACAAGGUUCUUCACGCUGAGGACAAGGUUCCUCAAGCUGAGGACAAGGUUCCUCACGUUGAGGACAAGGGUUCUCACGCUGAGGACAAGGUUCCUCACGCUGAGGACAAGGCUGCUCACACUGAGGACAAGGUUCCUCAAGCUGAGGACGAGGUUCCUCACGCAGAGGACAAGUUUCCUCACGCAGAGGACAAGGUUCCUCACUCUGAGGACAAGGCACCUCACACUGUGGACAAGGUACGCCACAGUGAGGACAAGGUUCCUCACGCUGAGGAUAGGGUACCUCACACUGAGGUCAAGGUACGUCACACUGAGGACAAGGUACCUCACACUGAGGACAAAGUUCCUGACGGCGAGGACAAGUUUCCUCACGCAGAGGACAAGGUUCUUCACGCAGAGGACAAGGUUCCUCACUCUGAGGACAAAAUACCUCACACUGAGGACAAGGUCCGUCACACUGUGUGCAACGUUCCUCACGUUGAGGCAAGGUUCCUCAAGCUGAGGACAUAGUACCUCACGCUGAGGAGAAGGUACAUCACACUGAGGACAAGGUUCCUCGCGCUGAGUUCAAGGUACCUGACACUGAGGACUAAGUUCCUCACGCUGAGGACAAGGUACGUCACACUGAGGUGAAGGUACCUCACACUGAGGACAAAGUUCGUCAAGCUGAGGGCAAGGUUCGUCACGCUGAGGACAAGGCUGCUCACACUGAGAACAAGGUUCUCAAGCUGAGGGCGAGGUUUCUCACGCAGAGGACAAGUUUCCUCACGCAGACGACAAGGUUCCUCACUCUGAGGACAAGGUACCUCACACUGUGGACAAGGUUCCUCACUGUGAGGACAAGGUUCCACACGGUGAGGACAAGGUACCUCACACUGAGGACAAGGUAACUCACACUGAGGACAAGGUACCUCACACUGAGGACAAAGUUCCUGACGGCGAGGACAAGUUUCCUCACGCAGAGGACAAGGUUCUUCACGCAGAGGACAAGGUUCCUCACUCUGAGGACAAAAUACCUCACACUGAGGGCAAGGUACGUCACACUGUGUGCAACGUUCCUCACGUUGAGGCAAGGUUCCUCAAGCUGAGGACAUAGUACCUCACACUGAGGAGAAGGUACAUCACACUGAGGACAAGGUUCCUCGCGCUGAGUUCAAGGUACCUGACACUGAGGACUAAGUUCCUCACGCUGAGGACAAGGUACGUCACACUGAGGUGAAGGUACCUCACACUGAGGACAAAGUUCCUCAAGCUGAGGACAAGGUUCCUCACGCUGAGGGCAAGUUUGCUCACACUGACGACAAGGUUCCUCAAGCUGAAGACGAGCUUCCUCACGCAGACGACAAGUUUCCUCACGCAGAGGACAAGGUACCUCACUCUGAGGACAAAGUACCUUACACUGUGGACAAGGUUCCUCACUGUGAGGACAAGGUUCCUCACGGUGAGGACAAGGUACCUCACACUGAGGACAAGGUAACUCACACUGAGGACAAGGUACCUCACACUGAAGACAAGGUUCCUGACGGCGAGGACAAGUUUCCUCACGCUGAGGACAAAGUUCUUCAAGCUGAGCACAAGGUACCUCACACUGAGGACCAGGUCCCUCACACUGAGGACAAGAUUCCUCACGCUGAGGACAAGGUUCCUCACGCUGAGGACAUGGUACCUCACACUGAGGACAAGUUAUCUCACUGUGAGGACAAGGUUCCUCACGCUGGCGACAAGGUUCCUCACGCUGAGGACAAGAUUCGUCACGUUGAGGACAAGGUUCGUCACGCUGAGGACAAGGUGCCUCACGCUGAGGACAAAAGUACCUCACACUAAGGACAAGGUUCUUCAAGCUGAGGACAAGGUACCUCACACUGAGGACCAGGUCCCUCACGCUGAGGACAAGAUUCCUCGCGCUGAGGACAAGGUUCCUCAUGCUGAGGAGAAGGUUCCUCACGUUGAGGACAAGGUUCCUCACAGUGACGACAAAGUUUCUCACGCUGACGACAAGGUUCCUCACGCUGAAGACCAGGAUCCUCACGCUGAGGACAAGUUACCUCACAAUGAGGACAAGGUUCCUCACGCUGGCGACAAGGAUCCUCACGCUGAGGACAAGAUUCGUCACGCUGAGGACAAGGUUUGUCUCGCUGAGAACAAGGGUCCUCACGCUGAGGACAAGCUACCUCACACUAAGGACAAGGUUCUUCAAGCUGAUGACAAGGUUCCUGACGCUGAGGACAAGGUCCUCACCCUGAGGACAAGGUUCCUCAAGAUGAGGACAAGGUUCCUCACGAUGAGGACAAGGUACCUCACACGGAGGGCAAGGUAUUUCACACUGAGGACAAGGUUCCUGGCGCUGAGGACAAGGUUCGUCAAGCUGAGGACAACGUAGCUCACACUGAGGACAAGGUACCUCUCAGUGAGGACAAGGCCCCUCACGCUGAGGACAAGGUUCCUCACGCCCAGGACAAGGUUCGUCACGCUGAGGACAAUGUUCCUGACGCUGAGGACAAGGUUCUCACGCUGAGGACAAGGUUCCUCAGGCUGAGGACAAGGUUCCUCACGCUGAGGACUAGGUUCCUCACGGUGACGACAAGGUUUCUCACGCUGACGACAAGAUUCCUCACGCUGAGGACAAGGAUCCUCACGCUGAGGACGAGUUACCUCACACUGAGAACAAGGUUCCUCACGCUGGUGACAAGGAUCCUCACGCUGAGGACAAGAUUCCUCACGCUGAGGACAAGGUUCGUCACGCUGAGGACAAGGUGACUCACGCUGGGGACAAGGUACCUCACACUAAGGACAAGGUUCUUCAAGCUGAUGACAAGGUUCCUCACGCUGAGGACAAGGUUCCUCACGCUGAGGACAAGGUUCCUCACGCUGAGGACAAGGUUCCUCACGCUGAGGACAAGGUACCUCACACUGAGGAGAAGGUACAUCACACUGAGGACAAGGUACCUCACACUGAGGACAAGGUUUCUCAGGCUGACGACAAGGCUCCCCAACCUGAGGACAAAAUACCUCACACUGAGGACAAGGUUCCUUAAGCUGAGGACAAGGCACGUCACACUGUGGACAAGGUACCUCAAGCUGAGCACUAGGUACCUCACACUGAGGACCAGGUCCCUCACACUGAGGACAAGAUUCCUCACGCUGAGGACAACGUUCAUCACGCUGAGGACAGAGUACCUCACACUGAGUACAAGGUUCCUCAAGCUGAGGACACGGUACCUCACCCUGAGGACAAGGUACCUCACACGGAGGACAAGGUUCCUCACGCUCAGGAGAGGGUUGCUGACGCUGAGGACAAGGUUCCUCAGGGUGAGGACAAGGUACCUCACACUUAGGACACGGUACUUCAAGCUGAGGACAAAGUACCUCACACUGAGGACUAGUUAACUCACACUGAGGACAAGGUUCCUGACUCUGAGGACAAGGGUCGGCACGCUGAGGACAAGGUUCCUCACGCUGAGGACAAAGUUUCUCACGCUGAGGAAAAGGUUCCUCAAACUGAGGACAAAGUACCUCACAGUGAGGACAAGGUACCUCACACUGAGGACAAGGUUCCUCACGCUGAGGACAAGGCUUCUGACGCUGACGACAAGGUUCCUCACGUUGAAAACAAGGUUCCUCGCGCUGAGGGCAAAGUUUCUCACGCUGAGGACAAGGUAUUUCACACUGAGGACAAGGUACGUCAAACCGAGGGCAAGGUUCCUCACGCUGAGGACAAGGUACCUCUCACUGAGGACAAGGUACCUCACACUGAGGACAAGGUUCCUCACGCUGAGGACAAGGUUCCUCAUGGUGAGGACAAGGUACCUCACACUUAGGACAAGGUACCUCAAACUGAGGACAAAAUACCUCACACUGAGGACUAGGUACCUCACACUGAGGACAAGGUUCGUCACUCUGAGGACAAGGCUCGUCACGCUGAGGACAAGGUUCCUCACGCUGAGGACGAAGUUCCUCACGCUGAGGAAAAGGUUCCUCAAACUGAGGACAAAGUACCUCACACUGAGGACAAGGUACCUCACACUGAGGACAAGGUUCCUCACUCUGAGUGUAAGUGCACGUAA
Messenger RNA from Paramuricea clavata, 7104 nucleotides. Lineage: Eukaryota; Metazoa; Cnidaria; Anthozoa; Malacalcyonacea; Plexauridae. The record is from the annotation of a GenBank genome assembly.